AUGCUCGACCUCGAUGGCGCCAUCUCGAUCCUCCUGCGCAAGAAGCUCCUCGGCGAGGCCCUCCUCAAGGAGAUCUGCGAAAAGACAAAGGAGCUUCUCAUGCGCGAGAGCAACGUCGUCCACAUCCAGGCACCCGUCACCGUCGUCGGCGACAUCCACGGCCAGUUCUACGACCUGAUCGAGAUCUUCCGGAUAGGCGGCUACUCGCCCCACACCAACUACCUGUUCCUCGGCGACUACGUCGACCGCGGCCUGUUCAGCGUCGAGACCAUCUCGCUCCUGACGUGCCUCAAGCUGCGGUACCCGGACCGCGUCCAGUUGAUCCGCGGCAACCACGAGAGCCGCGCAGUCACCCAGACGUACGGCUUCUACAGCGAGUGCGUCCGCAAAUACGGCAGCCCCGCCGUGUGGCAGUACUUUACCGACAUGUUUGAUUUCCUCACCCUCUCGGUCGUCAUCGACGACCGCAUCUUUUGCGUUCACGGCGGCCUGUCGCCCUCGGUCCACACGCUCGACCAGAUCAAGAUCAUCGACCGGUUCCGAGAAAUCCCGCACGAGGGCCCGAUGGCAGACCUCGUGUGGUCCGAUCCCGACCCGGACAAGGAGGAGUUCUCGAUCUCGCCUCGCGGCGCCGGCUACACGUUCGGCUCGCAGGUGGUCAAAAAGUUCCUCGACUCGAACAACAUGGUGCACAUCCUGCGCGCGCACCAGCUGUGCAUGGAAGGGUUCUCGGUCCUGUACGACGACCAGCUGUCGACCGUGUGGUCGGCGCCCAACUACUGCUACCGGUGCGGCAACAUGGCGAGCAUCCUCGAGGUGGGGCCCAACGGCGAGAAGCACUUUAACGUGUUUGACGCCGCGCCCGAGAACGAGCGCGAUGGCCCGCAGCAGCAGCAGCAGCAGACGGCGCCUGGGGCGCAGGCCGGGCCCUCGCAGGUGCGUGAUACCCCCUCUCGCUCUCCCCUUUUCUCGAGCUCCUUCCUCUCGCCGACCCUGACCUCUCCUUGUGGCCCCUCCCCUCGCGCAGAUCGAGUACUUCCUCUAGACCCCGUCGUUCCGUCCUGUUGUACCUCCCCCUCCCGGCCCGCACGCAGGCCUCGAUACCCCCUCCUCGUCCGCUCGUCGUCCUCCUGA
Molecule: messenger RNA, 1134 nt
Organism: Rhodotorula graminis WP1
Lineage: Eukaryota; Fungi; Basidiomycota; Microbotryomycetes; Sporidiobolales; Sporidiobolaceae
Exons: 5
Coding region: 1-1134 (377 amino acids)
Biological process (GO): peptidyl-serine dephosphorylation
Cellular component (GO): FAR/SIP/STRIPAK complex
Molecular function (GO): protein serine/threonine phosphatase activity
Source: RefSeq, a predicted model, not a curated record